Verruconis gallopava is the source of this 3372-nucleotide messenger RNA. RefSeq lists its product as uncharacterized. Bases 2735 to 3220 code for a protein of 161 amino acids. The record is from RefSeq and is a predicted model, not a curated record. Gene Ontology annotation, molecular function: carbon-sulfur lyase activity. The transcript has 3 exons. NCBI's taxonomy places the organism in Eukaryota, Fungi, Ascomycota, Dothideomycetes, Venturiales, Sympoventuriaceae.
CAUAUCCACUGCUCCUGGCAGCUUCUGAUUUCUGUUACUCUAUCACACGUUUCAUGGCCCAGCCUCGUGGUAUGAUCCAAAGCGCUGAGCGGCGAUGUCCGCCAUAUAUCUUCCUUCUCUGUCGCUAUAUAUUCUACUUAGAUUGGGUCGGUGGCGGUCGCGAUCUCUGUGGGUCAGCCUAAAACUUUCCACACACUACCCUAGACCUUGAGUCACUCCUGCUUGUACUAGAGAUCAACCGUCGAAAAUUUUCUUAAGGCUUGGUGCUCCGGAUGCUUUCUCCAUUCACGACGUAGCGCUUCGAGUCUUGACUUUGUAGGGUCGAAACGGGCUUUCGCAACUACGCCUGCUGAACAACACGCGUCUCGAUCCUAGGCCUCUCGAUCACCGACCCUGUUUUACUCUGCGUCAAAGCCCUGGCAGCACUGAAAAGUAUUGCAUCUGUUUGCGAGAGAAGAAUAGGAGCCGAGUGGCUUUCAUUGUCACGUUAUAUGAAGUUCAAUUGAUGAAACAGAAUCACGCACUUAACACCUAUUCGCAGUGUAUCCUCUUGUCCGCAAAGAAGAGUCGAAUGCUAGAGGAGGACGGCAAAAAUUUCGAGUUUGCUCCUCUAUGCCUGUGCCCAAAAUGAUCAAUUGCAAUCCUAGUUGGGAUCUCGCCACCAACAUUUCAGUCUUUCGCACCUUGUCUAUAGCCCGCAUGUCCUUAAAAGUUUCUCUCGACUCGCUGGGGCCUCUGGUCGUAUUAUUCUGUUGUGGAUUCUUCUUAGGCAUCAGCUCAGCGUCUGUCCUUCUCUUCAUUUGACUGCUUCAUGUUCAGUCGUGAGUAAGACUCACUUGAAAAUUAGACCUACAAGAUUCCUGAAAAUGAUCGGCAAUUUUCAUGAUACAUCUGCCAUGGAUAUUUACGCGAAAUAUGCUAGGAAAGCAUAGGAUCUUGGAAAUUACUUCAACGCUACGAAUGAAAGCAAGUCGCGGGCUUUUAAAUGGCCCAAAUUAGUCCAAAGGUUGUAGACUUGAUUUUAGCUAAUUCUCGAGCCAGGAAAUAUUUUGCCACGGUAAGAAAGGCCAGAAAUUUGUCUACUUUGUUUUGCGCCGGAAGAUCGAGCGCGAUGUGUCCUUAUCCACCCAAGACUGUGAUACGGUUUGAAUAUCACGUGGAUAAAUUCAUCAUAUACUGGCAUUGUCAAGAACCCCCUUUCCCAUGUAUUUAGCAUAGGAUUCGAUUUUUACGGUGUGACGCUUAGCAUAUGGUGCCGAUACUCCUGUGUUACUCAACGCUGGGCAAAUGAUAAACUGACCAAAGAUGUAAAGACAUGAUCUACGGAGUAUGCAGUGUGAUUCAAUCUGCAGACGUCAGGCUUUAUGAGCCUUCGAUGUUUUCCCUGUCUAGUUCGCACAGCACAAACUGUCUAAACUCAAAGCCAAUGACACUUCGUUGGCCUGUUUCGACGAAUAUGGACUACUACAGAUCGAUCAAGUAUCAAGACUGAGUAAUACACCUAGAUACAGUACCAUGGUCAUCUACGUUGGUGUUCCAAGUUAUGAUUGUUGAGUUAAGAUCAAACUCGGCUCUAUCGUAUCAGGCGCAAUACAUUACAGGACGGUUCUCCAAGGUCUGACUGCUGACAACAUCAUUAUUCGAACCCAAGAUCACCUUCUCGCCGCACACUUGUAGCUAUCCAGCUCGGAAGGAUGUUGGAAAGACAUGAAACUUUAUGUUUGCAAUAUGGUCUCGACGUCGGAUAGUUGUCAUAAUCCAAGUUCCUCUGACAGAUGCUGUACCACUGGGCAACUUUGAUCAAAACACGCAGUUGGACGCUAGUGCCAAGCCGAGGCCAACGGACAGGGAAAACCAAGAGUCCGGUCGCACCUUGGGUUGUUGGUCCGUUAGGUAUGUAAAUUCAGAUAGACACUGCCUUUCGAGUGCCGACUCCAAAGACAAAACAUGAUACCAUUGGUCGAAACCGUGGAGGUCAUUUUCCUGCUCCGGUGGUCGCAACACACGAGAUGACUCUGCUAAAAGAUCCUUAAUUCUCAGACAUCAAGCAAUGGCUGUUCAGGUCCCGUUUCACAAUGGAAUGCUGAGGUCCCUUGAACAUAAUUAGGCUGUUCAAUAAUGAGAGACACCGAAAUUAAAGUUUUACGAGCAUGAGCUAUGAAAGGAUGCGCAGAGUCAAGCCUUCGCAGUGCCAUGCCAUCAAUGUGGCAGAAACUGAGCAAUAUAAAGAAAGCAUCUUUGCUGCACCCAGAGAACGCCAAGGUAAAACCCAUUUGACAAAACCCUGUUUGACUGAUACUACGUGAUUUUCUAUUCUUGACGGAGAAGACAUCGAAUGCUGAAGUUUUACGAUUUCAAAAUGCAUCUGCGCCAGUCUUAGCAGCUGAUAUUCAAAUCAGGGUCAGCGUCCUAAAGGUCAAGGAGAUUGGUCCUCGCACAACGUUGGCAAGCGCUCGAAAGACGCCACAAGCUGCCUACUCGUGUAGGAUUUUCAGUCCUGCCAUUUCCUUGUCUAGUUGCAUAUCUAAGCUAUCUAGACUGGACAAGCGGCGCAAUCAGAGCGAGCAAAUCGUGAGGGGUACUGGUUUCGCGACAAAUCCCAGCUCAAGGCAGCACUUUGCAGGCUAAAUGUCUCCGAACUUUAGUUCUAAUACUCUUCAACCAUGGCACGUUUGGCCCCCCCAGCGUCCCGCAUCACAGCCUUUCGACCUCAGUACGAUCAAAAAGUUACAACAUGACAGAAGCCAAAGGUGAAGGGCCGCUUUACAAGGGUUCUUGUCACUGCGGGUUUUUCACGUACGAAGCCCGCAUUGAUCUGCAAAGUCCCAAAAAGAGCUUUAAUGGUAAGCAGAUUUCGAAGUGCAAUUGCACCAUCUGCCACAAGACCGGGGCUCCAUUGAUUGCGCCCGAGGAUGGGACCUUCAAGAUCAUUUCUCCGCCCAAAGGCCGCGAGGAAUUGACAGAGUACCAUUUCAAAGAAGGCAACGUCCACCAUUGGUUCUGCCCAAAGUGCGGCAUCAAACCGUUCAUCGAGGGCAAGUUUAACUUCGGGGAUCAAUGGUUUGAAUUUCAACGUGUCAACGUGCUCACUAUCGACGAGAGGGCGGAUGGCAGUGGUAUGGACGACUUACGAGAGCUGACCAUUGGUUACUACGCAGGAAGAAGUAAUGACUGGAGUCUUCCGGUCGCGGAUGAGCCGUAUCCAGGUGGCAUCCGGUAGGACACGAGGCGAGGUGCAGAUUACAGGAUGCAUUUGCGGCAGCCUAGCUUGAUAGGAAGAUAUAGACAGACUCGGUUGGCCCCAAGGGAUGUGUCCGGGUUGCCACAAAGCCAAAAUAUUUACAGGCUUGCCAGAGUAAAGGCCUACGUGCU